AUCUGGAUCAUUCAAUGCUGUGUGUUGCCCUUGUGUUUACAUUUUGGUUCAAUAUUUCCCGGCCUGCAGUACACUCUCCUGGCAUUUCUUCCAUAUUACUGCUGUUUUUCUCAUUAUUUCCCGGUAUUGAUCCCAGUACUGAUAUUAAUCUGCUUCAUUCAAUGCUGUGUGUUGCCCUUGUGA
Fomitopsis serialis is the source of this 183-nucleotide messenger RNA. RefSeq lists its product as uncharacterized. The transcript has 2 exons. The annotation marks the transcript as partial. The record is from RefSeq and is a predicted model, not a curated record. NCBI's taxonomy places the organism in Eukaryota, Fungi, Basidiomycota, Agaricomycetes, Polyporales, Fomitopsidaceae.